Chrysochloris asiatica (Cape golden mole) is the source of this 1413-nucleotide messenger RNA. RefSeq names its product general transcription factor IIA, 1-like (gene GTF2A1L). NCBI's taxonomy places the organism in Eukaryota, Metazoa, Chordata, Mammalia, Afrosoricida, Chrysochloridae. Bases 1 to 1413 code for a protein of 470 amino acids. The record is from RefSeq and is a predicted model, not a curated record. Gene Ontology annotation, cellular component: transcription factor TFIIA complex. Gene Ontology annotation, biological process: transcription initiation at RNA polymerase II promoter; transcription by RNA polymerase II. The transcript is spliced from 10 exons.
AUGGCCCUUGUCAACCCUGUGCCUAAACUCUACAGAUCUGUAAUUGAAGAUGUAAUUGAAAGAGUGCGGACUUUAUUUGCUGAAGAAGGUAUAGAGGACCAAGUCUUAAAAGACUUGAAGCAGCUCUGGGAAACCAAGGUUUUACAGUCUAAAGCAACAGAAGACUUCUUCAGAAAUAAUGUCCAUUCCCCUCUCUUCACCCUUCAGUUGCCACAUGGCUUGCACCAAACAUUGCAGACAUCAACAGCAACUCUAUUUAUUCCUUCAGGUAGAACUGUUCCCAGUUUUACCACAGAACUGGGCACUUCAAAAUCCAGUGCAAACUUUACUUUUCCUUCCAGUGUUGGUUAUCCGGUUCAUGUACCUGCAGGUGUGACGCUGCAGACUGCAUCUGGUCACCUUUAUAAAGUCAAUGUACCAGUUAUAGUAACACAGACUCCUGGAAGAGCAAAUAUUCUUCAGCAUCCAAUUCAGCACAUAUUUCAGCAGCUUGGGCAGCCUGCAGUAAUACAGACCAGUGUUCCACGAUUGAGCCCAGCUUCUCUUCAUGCAACUACUGAAAAAUCACAGAGACUGGAAACUGUGUUCCAACAACCCACAAUUCUGCAUUCUGGGACAGUGGAUAGGAAACACACUGGAAAUGAGCAUAAUGUCAUGUCUGAAGUUUUGCUGAGUCAGCAGGAAAGCCCUCAGUAUAUCAGUCUCCCAAAUGUUGUAUUUGCUCCACAGGUUUCUCAAACAGAUUCGAAUGUGGAGCCAGUGCUCAGUGUUUCUGCUAGCAUGACUCCAAACAUGCAUGGUGGGCCUUUCUCCAUGGGUCCUCAGGGGGCUCUGCAUCAACAACACAUACCUGAUGUUCAGCUUCAUGUUCUUAAUAAUAGGAUGUAUGGAUGCGAUUCUGCAAAGCAACCAAGAAAUAUAGAGGAGCCCAGCAGCCUGCCUGUGUCCAAGAAGGAUUCUGAUUCUCAGGUGAAUUUAAAUGGUCCAGACACUGAUGAUGAUAUUAAUGAAAUAAUUCAAAUAGAUGGAACUGGAGAUACAUCUUCUAAUGAAGAAAUAGGAAUUACAAGAGAUGUAGAUGAGCAUGAAUUUCUAGGGAUUAUUGAUGCAGAAGAUCUGAAGUUACUUGAAGAAGAAAGUGACAGUGUAUCAAAUGAAGAGUCUAAUGUUAACAGCAGUGAUAAUGAAGACCCUCGUAGAGACAUUAUAGAAGAGGACCCUUUAAAUUCUGGAGAUGAUGUUAGUGAGCAGGACGUGCCAGACCUAUUUGACACGGAGAAUGUAAUCGUCUGUCAGUAUGACAAGAUUCAUCGAAACAAGAACAAAUGGAAAUUCUAUUUGAAAGAUGGUGUUAUGUGUUUUGGAGGGAAAGACUAUGUAUUUGCAAAAGCUAUUGGUGAUGCAGAGUGGUAA